AUGGCGUCGGCGAGUUGGACUGACGGCCUUGCAUCGGCGCAGGCGGCGACGAAGGAAGGAAAGUUCUUCGAUGCCGUUCAGUUCCUCAACUCCUGCAUGCAGGACUAUGCCAAGGUCCUUGGGGACGAGUCGGACAAAGUGUUGAAGCUCCCCGCCGCCUUCGUGGAAGAGGUCGAACCCAAAAUCUCGCAGGAGCAGAAGGAAACCCUCAGACAGAUGUACGUGCUCCGCGGUGACAUCCUCGUGGGUCUAGGCGCCAACAAACGUGCAGCUGUCGACUAUGGGUGUGCUCAAGCUUUGGGGAACCCAGACGCGGCAUUGAAGGAGAAGCUCUCGAAGGUUCAGGCCGCCGUGAAGGGAGCCGAUCCUGACAGCAAGAUCCCCGUGACGGUGCUCACCGGGUUUCUUGGCAGCGGGAAAACGACACUGCUCAAUCGCAUCUUGCAUGAGAACCAUGGCAAGCGCAUUGGCAUCAUCGAGAAUGAGUUCGGCGAGGUUGGCAUCGACGACAGCUUAAUUGAGGCAGGCCCACUGGCAACCCAAGAGAACGUCAUCGAGAUGAACAAUGGCUGCAUUUGCUGUACCGUUCGGGGUGACCUCAUUGCUGGCCUCAAGAAGAUGAUUAAGAAGUCGACCAAAAGCGGCAAGCCUCUGGAUGGUGUCAUCAUCGAGACAACUGGCUUGGCAGACCCAGCCCCUGUUGCUCAGACAUUUUUCGCCGAUGACUUUGUGCAGCAGAACCUGGCGCUGGAUGGAAUUGUGACCCUCGUGGAUGCCAAGCAUCUGCUCAUGCACCUGGACGAGGAGAAGCCCGAAGGCGUCGAGAACGAGGCUGUGGAGCAGUUGGCAUUUGCAGACCGCAUCCUCUUGAACAAGUGCGACCUUGUCGACGAGGCCCACUUGGUGGAAGUCGAGAGGCGCAUUACGAUGAUCAACGACACGGUGAAGAUCCGGCGCACCACGCAAAGCAAGGUAGACAUGGAUUUCAUCCUCGGCAUCCAGGCCUUUAACCUCGAUAAGAUCCUCGAAAUGGACGACGGCUUCCUGGAGGACAACCAGGACCAUCAGCAUGACGACCGCGUGACAUCCGCCGGGUUCCACGUGAAGGGCGAGGUGGAUCAGCAGAAGCUGAAUGAAUGGCUUGGCACGCUGCUCAAGGAGAAGGGGGCUGACCUCUUCCGCACGAAGGGUGUGCUGGCUGUGCAAGGCAUGAAGGAGAAGUUUGUCUUCCAGGCAGUGCACAUGGCCUUCACCGGCUCCCCACAGCGCGCCUGGGAGCCUGAUGAGGAGCGCAUCUGCAAGCUCACCUUCAUCGGUCAUGUGCAGAUGCGCAGUGGGAACGUAUCUUUGAAAUCUUCGGCUGCAAUUCGAGGUGUCGCGCUCCUUGCGGCGUGCUUUGUCGAGCUUUGGCUGCAGCAGAGCGGAGACUUCCUGGUGCCUGAGCCAGCAAGCUCGCACGUGCGUAGACGCCUCAUUCAAUGGCCAGAGCCGCGACAGUUGCUGAUACUCUUCACAAGCUGGCAGGUGUCGCGACAGGGGCUUACAGCAACUGCUGAUGCAUGGCUCUCGAAGAUUCGAGGCUCCAAGCUCUGUCUCCGCUGCUCCAGCCACGGCGAGGUGCCAUCUCCUGUCUUUUUGCCGCCUCUGGCAGACGAGCCGUCUGCGCCGGUCCCACCUGAGCCCGGCACGCUGCCCUGUUUUCCUUUGCCACUGCAUCGGGCGGCUUUGCCGGGGUCCCGCCGGAUGCUGAAUGUUAUGGAGCGGCGUUAUACGGCCAUGUACGAAGACCUUUUAACCGCCGGCCAGCGGCGUUUCGUGGUCCCCCGCGUGCUGCAGACAGCUCAAGGAGCGCGCCUGGCUGAGGCAGCCGUGGUCUUCGUGAUCACGGACCUCCUCGAAGCGCCAAGCAGCUCACGCUUCCGCUACACCGUGCAACACACCGUUCACAAGCCCGUGCGCAUCGCGCGAGUGCUCAACCCAGGAUCCUUCGCGAAAAAGAACACCUACCUUCGUGUGGAGUGCUUACAGAUCCAUGACCACGAUGCUGACCGGGAUUACUGGAAGGAGGAGCGCGCCUUGUUCCGGGAGCUGCGCGAGGUCGCCUCGCUCCGGGAGUCUGCUGGCGAUCCCUUGCGGCGUUGGGAGUACAUGAGCGACAGGUCGGGCCUUUGCCGCUUGGUCGAUCACGGCUCCGCUCCGGGGCUGUCCGAGGACUCGCUCAAUGCCGCUGGCGCCUCGCGAGAGGAGUUCUGGGAUCUGGCCGAGCUCUGGCAAGGCUACUGGGACCGGCGCGGUGUGGCUCUACGCCAGCAGCAUGAUCGCGACAUCCUGGCUGCGCGGCGCGCGGACUGUGGGCCACGGUCCCUGGCGGAGCUGAGGCGGAGCUACGAGGCCGAGAGCGUCGAGCACCAGCAGCAGGGAGCUGCUUUGAUGCAGGCGCUGCUGCAGAGCGCAAGCCACGGUGAGCGGUUGGAGCUUCUCCGGGGCGCCGCGCAGCGGGAGCUCCAGCGCCUUGCUGCUGUGGCCGCUGUGGCUGCAAGCACCGGAGGCGAAGCGCACGCAUGA
Symbiodinium natans is the source of this 2565-nucleotide messenger RNA. The record is from the annotation of a GenBank genome assembly. Lineage: Eukaryota; Dinophyceae; Suessiales; Symbiodiniaceae.